Schistosoma guineensis is the source of this 1155-nucleotide messenger RNA. NCBI's taxonomy places the organism in Eukaryota, Metazoa, Platyhelminthes, Trematoda, Strigeidida, Schistosomatidae. The record is from the annotation of a GenBank genome assembly.
UAUAUAAUUUGUUGAUAAGGUCCAGAAAACAACAUGCGCAUAGUUUUUGUGAGUUAAGACGAAAUGUCAACUGAAGGGUAAGUCCUAAAUAUUUGUUGUUCUUCCUUCAGUUAAUUUUUUUCAAGGAAUAACCUUUUUUUAAUAGCUAUUGUAUGUUGUAUCUAGUGCUUCAUGCUCAAGUGAAAUUUCAGUGAACGUAAGCGACGCGUUCCAACGUAUUAUGCUGAAUAAGAUAUUCGGAAGCUGGAUUGAAUUAGAUAAUGCGCUAAAGGAUUUCCAUAAAGUAUGAUGGGAUAAAUCUAUGUUAUCUCAGAUGACCCAUACACACUAUGUUCACGCAGAAAGUAGAUUGUUGAAGGAUGUGAGAUAUAAAUACUUGUUCGUAGUGUUUCGUUGCACGUUUGGUCGUAAACGUAAAUCAGAAGGUCUGAAUGUGAUUAAAAAACCGUCUAAAUUUUUAAAUUGCCAAUCGAUGUUUCGCGUAAGAUUGGAGGGUCAACAAUACGUUAUAAAAUCUUACAACAUGACUCACAACCAUCCGUGUACUAGUUCGUGGAUGGUUUGUGAUCCGUUGAGUAGACGAUUGUCAUCAGAAGAAAAAGAAAACUUGAAACCAGUUAUAUUGCACUGUCAGUCGACGGACGAAGUUAUCGAAAGUAUUAAGGGAAGAACAGGUAAGCAGGUGACCGCUGCUGAUGUCAAAAAUAUGAAAGCUGAACUCUCCACUGGUUGGACUCGGAAGCAGGUAUUGCAGAUGAUGCGACAAAACGGUCAAGUUAGAGAGCAUGCAGAAAAUGGAUCUAUUACGGCGGUAUGCUUCAGCAGUUAUGAUCAGAUACGGCUGUACAAUCAAUAUCCCGAAGUCGUGUGUAUUGAUUCUACUUAUAAAACUAAUAAUAAAAAGUGAAUAUGAUUUUCGUUUUGUUCUACUAUGUAGGUAUUCAUUAUUCCAGUUAGUGGUAACAGACAAUUGGGGUCGAGGUCGAACUGUUAUGUUUGCAUGGACAAAAAAAGAAAAGCGUGCUGAUGUUACGUGUCACGUAAAACAAUGUGGGCGCGUGCCUUUUACGGCAGUGUAUUAACUUUGGGUAACAACACGAAUAAUCGUGUUGAGUCAUUAAAUAGGCAGAUUAAAAGAUAUGUACGCAAAAGCGA